AUCGGGUUAUUCCGGUUUUUAUAAAUUGUUAUGUCAUUACGUCUAAAGCGCUAUAAAAACCCCAACUAGAGCACUUCAACAGCUCCAGUUGAAUCAAAGUUUAAACCACUCAGGUCUGAAAAACGCCUCAGACCGCUUGAAGAAACACUUGAACGAUGCAAAUAUUGAAAAAGAAUAAGAAAUCCUCCAAGCGUGGAGCACUUAUCCUACACCAAUUUGCUCCGACAGAGUUAUCAGUUAGUGGUUCACCGCCUUGUCUGAAGUUGGAAACUUUCCUUCGUAUGACAAAGAUCCCGUACCAGAAUGACUAUCGCUUGAAGUUUUCCAAGAAGGGAAAAAUGCCGUGGAUUGAGUUUAAUGGGCAAGAAAUCGCUGAUUCCAAUUUUUGUAUUCAGUUCCUGAAAAGGGAAUUUAAAGUGGACAUUGAUUCUCAUUUGAACAGCACGGAAAAAGCCAUCUCUCAUAGUGUUCGGACCAUGCUAGAGGAAAACACUUAUUGGGCUCUUGUUUACUGCCGUUGGCUGUCUGCAUUUGGAGCAGAAUAUCGAAGGAGGGUGUUCACGAAAAAGUUUGGCCAUCUCGUCUUCCCCCUUAAACAUCUGAUAGCUCGCCAUAUAACGAAGAGAAUCAAACGGGAUCUAUGGGGACAUGGCAUGGGUCGACACUCGGAACAAGAACUGUAUGGAAUCGCGCAGAGAGAUUUACUAGCAGUCUCGGAAAUUUUAGGCCAGAAGAAAUUUCUGUUUGGAGACAAACCUUGCCUUGCAGAUGUAGCACUGUUUGCCUUCAUUGCUGCAUCCGCCUGGGACCUUCCAGAAAGUCCGUUUGACGAACUUAUCAAGACAAAAGCACAGAACCUUCAUACGCAUGCUCAGAGGAUGAAAGAGCUUUAUUACCCAGACUGGGAUGAAAUCAUCUCGAGAAAUGCGACAUCUAGCUAAGAGCUCAGUCAGACUAAAUGUCAUCCACUAAAGGGAAGAUAACGAAAGGAAGAAAUUGACGUCAUCAGAUUUUACCGAUUAAAAUCUUAGACAAGUUAUCAACGUGUAAAUACCUGUUUAUAGAUUUGUAAAUACUUAUUUAAAUCUUGGUUAUAGCCUAUCCUUGCGAUAUAGUGCUCGAUGUGUUUGCA
Pocillopora damicornis (cauliflower coral) is the source of this 1132-nucleotide messenger RNA. RefSeq names its product failed axon connections homolog. Gene Ontology annotation, cellular component: cytoplasm. NCBI's taxonomy places the organism in Eukaryota, Metazoa, Cnidaria, Anthozoa, Scleractinia, Pocilloporidae. The record is from RefSeq and is a predicted model, not a curated record.